Coccidioides posadasii C735 delta SOWgp is the source of this 3076-nucleotide messenger RNA. NCBI's taxonomy places the organism in Eukaryota, Fungi, Ascomycota, Eurotiomycetes, Onygenales, Onygenaceae. The record is from RefSeq and is a predicted model, not a curated record.
UGCAACUUUCUCCCUCCAUUUCGACUUCUUAUCCCUCCCAGAUCGCAAUGUCUCGUAAUCGUGUGAAGAACAUUGCAUACGAUGGCGACGACGAUUAUUACGAUGACGACGAAUACGGCGAGGAUGGAGAACUGUCCCCCGAGGAUCGCGAGCAGAUGAGGCUCCGAACUGCGGAGGUUCAGCAGCUAUUACUCUCUGAGCUGCCACCGAUUCAGGCCAAGGAAGAAGAAAUAUGGGAGUCGCUAUGGCAUUAUUAUUACGACGUGGAUAAAACGGUUGCGUACUUGAGAAAGAAAUACCGACCGCAGACGCCAAAGAAGACACCAAAGCAACAGACGACAGGUGCCACGGCCUCAGCGGUGCAAGCAAAGUCAAAAGGAAAAGUUUCGCCUUACCCGCUUCCAUUCUAUGGCGCUCAGUGCCCGACCCGGUUUUCGGCUCGUGACUUCUUUAAAGAUUCUCCGUGGUUGAACAUUCCCAGUCAUCGAAAGGCAGAGAUAUUGGUUGAGCCACUCUAUCCUCGACUUGGCUUACUAGGCGGAGCACCGGAAGGUUCUGGGAAGAUGUCGAAGCUCGCCGCGCUUGCUGCUGCGCGAAAGAAGAAGGAAAGCGAAAGGAAUAAGGCCGAAAAAGAGACUACGGAUGCGGAGCCUUCCCCUUCUCUGUCGUCUCCUAAAACUCAGCCCAGAACUUCGAUUUCACUACUAGAUAGGUUAGCAAGUAAUGGCAGACACAAGGCUAGCCCGGAAUCCCGGCUUUCCAGGUUUCCUCUUCGAAAACCGGUUCGAGGCCCUAGUCCUGGUCCUCAAAAGAAGCCGUCGCUGGAAAUUCGUGAGCCUAUGGAAUCGGACCAGAAACCGAAGUUUCCUGUGAAGGCUCCCGGCCCGAGCCCUAAAGGGGAUUCGGUGCCUUUAACGGAAGAUCUUCUUGCUCGGCCUUCUUCCUUCGCGACAGUAAUAGUUGGAAGCCGAAGCGGCCAAGGAUCGUCUUAUUGUUCAUGGCGGGGAUUUGAUAUGCUCAAACUAUACGGGCAGGGUUUUACUGAAUGUUUUAAUUUUGCAGAACCGAGUCCCGAUGACGUUGUAUUCAAUGCGCAAAAUGCGGCUAAAGCAAAUAAGGCAAAACAAGCGAAAGCCCAGUCGUCGGCUAAGGCGACAUCCGCUCUAGCGGACAAUGUUAAACAACUUUCGGUACAAGAAUCCGUUAAACCCAAGAGCAAACAGCUAGAUGUCCUAGAAGAGCAUCGUAAAACCAAAAGGAAGAAAGCGGCUAAUUUCGUUGUCAUUGGGCAUGUUGAUGCUGGAAAGAGCACGCUUAUGGGAAGGCUGUUAUACGACUUGAAGGCUAUUGACCAGCGUACAGUGGAUAAAUAUAAGCGAGAAGCCGAUAAAAUUGGAAAAGGGUCCUUUCACCUCGCUUGGGUUCUCGAUCAGGGAUCAGAAGAACGUGCCCGUGGGGUGACGAUCGAUAUUGCGACGAACAGGUUUGAAACCGAUUCUACGAGUUUCACGAUACUGGAUGCGCCUGGACACCGCGACUUUGUACCCAACAUGAUCGCUGGAGCUAGCCAGGCCGAUUUCGCAGUUCUUGUGAUCGAUGCGAGCACGGGGAAUUUUGAAUCUGGCUUGAAAGGCCAAACAAAAGAACACGCUUUGCUAGUUCGAAGCAUGGGAGUUCAGAAAAUGGUGGUUGCGGUGAACAAGAUGGAUUCAGUGCACUGGUCGAAGGAGCGAUUUGAUGAAAUCGAGCAGCAAAUAUCUUCAUUCUUGACUACCGCUGGAUUUCAGCCGAAAAACAUAUCUUUCGUCCCAUGCUCCGGCCUUCGCGGAGAGAAUAUCAUUUCGCGGACGAAAGAUAAAAAUGCUGCUUGGUAUUCGGGAAGGACACUGAUUGAAGAGCUGGAAACUGCAGAACCUUACGCAUAUGCCAUUGAAAAGCCUCUACGAAUGACAAUCGCCGAUGUCUUCAAGGGAGGAGCGCAGAAUCAACUCUCUAUCUCGGGGCGCAUUGAUGCUGGGAGUUUGCAGGUUGGAGAUCGAGUCUUGAGCAUGCCGAGCGGAGAGGCGGCGACGAUCAAAAGCCUUGAAAUCGACCAAGAGCCUAAAGAUUGGGCAGUGGCAGGGAACAACGUUGUGCUCCACCUCGUGGAUAUCGAUCCUAUGCAUCUCAAGACCGGUGACGUCAUCUGCAGCCCGUCCUCUCCUGUGCAGAAUAUCAGCUCGUUUACGGCGAAGGUGCUAGCCUUUGACCAUCUAACUCCGAUGCACGUUGAGCUUCAUCGUGGGCGUCUGCAUGUUCCGGGCCGCAUCUCACGCCUCGUUGCGACAUUAGACAAGGCGUCGGGGACGCCGGUAAAAAAGAAGCCAAAGAUUGUGGCGCCGGGCAUGGUUGCGCGGAUCGUCGUUGACAUCGACCAACCGAUACCUUUGGAGGCGCCAGCGCGAGUGGUGCUGAGGGCAAGCGGGGAGACUGUGGCUGCAGGAUUAUUGGAAUGAACGGAACACGAUCGACGGGAUGGAAUUUGGGAUUGCAUUUGACAGGAUCAUACUGGGUAGAUGGAUCGGGAAAUUUCAGCACCUCGAUAUUUCCAAUGAUUACAUGUUUAUGGCCACGUGACAAUGUUGCAUCGAAUGGAGCUUGCAUUUCCUGUUGAUAGAGCCACAGCGUUCUCGCAGUUUCUUUUUGCAUAGCUACGCAAAGUAUUAAGUGUGGGUGACGAUGUUUGCAUUUGUUCUUCCUUAUGGUGGUCCGCAGAAAAUUCAUGAUGACUCCGAGCUGGGCGUACACACUCCAGAUGGAGCAUAGUUAUACGUGAAGAUUCGAUCCGACUGCGAUUUUUCUCAGAAACUCGCCAAGAUGAGGCGGGAAGCCUGUGAUGACCACUUUUUAGCUUUACAGGCACGGAGUAGUUGAAUCAGGGCUUGGAAGCCAUGGCGCCUGCUAGGUCCCAAGGUACGUCUAGAAAUCCUCGGAUGGGAGUCGAGCAUGCGGGCACAAUCUAUCAGGCACGAGUAAGGCAUUGAAAAGGCGGGUGAACUGUGUAAGGUUUUCUAGGAGUUUUCUUUAUGCAGGACAC